AUGUCUUUAUCCACUGAGACUCUUAGUAAAAUCAAGAAAUAUAUUGUUAUUAGUUUUGCAGUAAUAAUUGGAAGUGUAUUUUUAUUAUCUUUACUUCCUGACUCACCUAUUCCAAAAGUAUUAAUGUCAAUAUUUAAAAUAAUUCAAAAUUUAGAUAUUAUUACUUCAAGUAUUAUUAUAACAAUAUUACAUAUUAUUGCUGUUCCUUUUAUGAUUCCUACAACACCAAUUACUAUUGUUGCUGGAAUUAUGUUUGGAACUGUAUUAGGAACAAUAAUAAGUACUAUAGGAUGUACAAUUGGUGCAAUUAUUGUUUUCUUUAUAACUCGUUUUGUUGUAUUAGAAACAAUAAAUGAAUAUAUCAAUAAAAAUGAAAAUUUAAAAUUAAUGCAACUUAUUGUAAAAGAAAAUGGUUUAAUCUUUAUUACUCUUCUUCGUGUUUCACCAGUAUUUCCAUUUCCUAUUAUUAAUUAUAUUCUUCCACCAGUUGUUGAUUUUAUACCAUAUGCCAUUGGGACUUUGAUUGGAUUAAUUCCAUGUAAUUUUGUUGUUGUUUAUUUCUCUGCUUCAAUGACAAAUAUUACUGAAGUAUUUUCUUCAAGUUUUGUUAUUAUAUUUUUUUUUAAAUGA
Entamoeba nuttalli P19 is the source of this 630-nucleotide messenger RNA. Its product is annotated as SNARE associated Golgi protein. Lineage: Eukaryota; Evosea; Mastigamoebida; Endamoebidae. The record is from RefSeq and is a predicted model, not a curated record. The coding region runs from base 1 to 630 and encodes 209 amino acids. The transcript has a single exon.